Penicillium digitatum Pd1 is the source of this 759-nucleotide messenger RNA. Its product is annotated as putative allergen. Lineage: Eukaryota; Fungi; Ascomycota; Eurotiomycetes; Eurotiales; Aspergillaceae. Gene Ontology annotation, cellular component: extracellular region. Gene Ontology annotation, molecular function: IgE binding. The record is from RefSeq and is a predicted model, not a curated record.
AUGCAAUUCGCCAAGUCUCUCAUACUGCUCGCAGCCCUCACCACUAGCACCCUGGCCAGACCCGCAACCCUCGAGCACCGCCAGGCUGCAGCCGCCAGCGGUGGUAGCUGGACCUCCACGCCCUCCAGCGGCUCAUACUCUACCGCCGGAUUCGGCGGCUCCACCAGCUCAUCAGGCUCAGGCGAAACAUACUCCGGCAACGUGGGCAAUCCCUACGGUAGCAAUAUCAUCUCAGUUGAUGCCUCGUCCGCCAGCAACUACAAGUACGUGGCGCAGUUCACCGGUUCGAACACCGAGGACUGGACCGUUGCCAUCUUUAACAAGUACGGUCCAGAUGGCGAGAUGACAGGCUGGUACGGCAAUGCCUGUCACACUUUCACUCUUGCCGCCGGCGAGACCGUGUACGUUGCCUUCGAUGAAAACUCCAAUGGUGGCUGGGCCGCCGCCUCCGGCUCCACCAUCCCCACCGAUAGCAUGGGUGGCUACGCUUCUACCUGGGGCGAGUUCGACUUCGGUUCCACUAUCAACAAUGGCUGGUCUGGCUUCGAUGUGUCGGUCAUCGCUGCGCAGAACGCUGGCAUGUCCAUCUCUGGCAUGAAGAUCUGUGAUGCCCUUGGCUCUGUUUGCUCUUCUGUCACCCAGAAUGCCGGUACGGUCGAUAACGCUUACACUUCCGCUGAGACUAAUGUCGGUGGUAUUGGUGCUAACUUGUCCUCUGGUCCUGUUCGUCUGGCUGUUACCAUUGAUUACAGCGGAUAA